Molecule: messenger RNA, 546 nt
Organism: Drosophila nasuta
Lineage: Eukaryota; Metazoa; Arthropoda; Insecta; Diptera; Drosophilidae
Product: ankyrin repeat and KH domain-containing protein mask-like
Exons: 3
Coding region: 1-546 (181 amino acids)
Biological process (GO): innate immune response
Cellular component (GO): cytoplasm
Molecular function (GO): protein binding
Source: RefSeq, a predicted model, not a curated record
AUGGCCAACGCGUCACUGGCGGAAAGCGAGGUCAGAGCUCAUCUGGCAGAUGUCGAGGCCAUUCUCAACUCGCGGCCUCUCACUCCACUCAGCUCCGAUCCCAACGAUGGCGAGGCUCUAACGCCGGGCCAUCUUCUAAUCGGGCAAGCCAUACGUUCGCUGCCGCAAGGAUCCGGUUUCCAGGGACGAAAAGAUUCAACGUCACUGAUAGAAGCGGCUGCUUCGGGUCAUUGUGACAUUGUCAUAGUGCUGCUCAAGAACAAUUUCAAUGUGAAUGCAAGUUGUGAAAAUGGGGAUACGGCGUUCAUGGUUGCCAGCGCGGGCGGUUAUGUUAAUGUGGUGAAUGCACUGCUAAGCCAUGGCGCCAACGUUAAGGAGCACAAUUUGAUUGAACAUACACCGCUGAUGAAGGCCGCAUGUGCCGGCCAUGUGGAAGUAGCCAAGGUUAGUAUCGAGUAUCGGCAGUAUCGGCAGUACUUCUCGAGCGUGGAGCCGGAAUCAACACCCGUUCAAUGUGUACAACGAGAGUGCAUUGUCAGUGGCUAG